AUGUUUGGUGCCAGCUCCGCCCCCGGGACCGGGUUUCUGGGCCAGAACAAACCGGCCAGCUUCCUGUUUGGGUCCUCCAACACCAACAACAUGAACGCCAACAACACCAACAACACCGCCCCCAACAACAACACAAACGCCGCCUCGGGAUUUUCGCUUGGCGGCAGCAAUGCCAACUCGGCCUUUGGAAACAAGCCGGCAGGCUCGGGGUUCGGCGCAAAUGCCCCGGCGGCUUCGGGGAACCUAUUUGGUGGCUCCAGCGCCGCUGCAGGAUCCGCCCCCUCCUCCGGGGGCCUUUUUGGAAAUACGGGCACAAACACAGGCAACGGCGGCACGGCGCCCGGCGGCUUGUUCGGCGCCCCUGCCACAAACACGGCGCCGGCCACAGGCACGUCUCUUUUCGGCGGCAACAACGCGGCCAGCAGCAGCACCGCGUUCGGCAAGCCCGCCGGUGGGCCGCCCGGAGCCCAGCCAACCACAGGCGGCGGGCUUUUCGGCUCGUCGCAGCCCGCCCAGCAGGGCCCGGCGGCGGCAGGCGGGCUUUUUGGCGGCGGCUCUGUGCCUGCGCAGCCAUCUGCUGCGCCAGGAGGCGGUUUGUUUGGCAACAAAAGCACGUCCGGCGGGCUCUUUGGCGCGCCGCAGGCCGCCAAUGCCGCCCCCAAUUUUGCCCUCAACAACAACAACAACAACAACAACAACAACAACAACAACAACAACAACAACAACAACAACAACAACAAUCCCGGGAUGCCCGGCAGCACGGCCAACAGCGCGCAGCCCGCGUUCAGCUGGUCCGGCCAGCAGGCGCCCGGCGGCCCGGCCAGCACGUUGAGCGGCUUGGAAAUCAAGCUCCCGGCCAGCUCCAAAAGCCAGCCGGACGCGUCUAACUACACGCCGGCCGUCAACGACCAGUUGACCAAGCUCCGCGAGCAGUGGGACCCCCGGUCCGCAAAGUGCGCGUUGAAGACGCAUCUCUACAAUAAGUUCAGCGAGCAGGAGAUCGCCGUGCUCUUGCAGCAGCCGCGGCCUGCCAGCGAGUCCCCCGAGGACUGGGAGAAGGCCAUGGCGCAGCGGCCGUCGCCGCUCCACUACCCCGUGAAGGUCACGUCCUUCACGGAAAUGGCGCAGCGGGUCGAGGUGCAGUUGGAGCAUGUGGCCAAGUCGCGCGUGUUCCUCAACAACAUCUACGAGAAGCAGGCGCAGUUGUCGGCGCAGCGCGACUUGGACACCACCACGCGCAUUAUGAAGGCCAAGGCGCGCCACACCAAGCUCUCGCGCCGCUUGUUGAAGUUGGCCACGCUCUUGGCGGUCUUGAAGCUCAAGGGCUACCCGUUGUUGCCGGAGGAGGAGGAGAUCUCGCGGCAGUUCCAGGUGUUGAACGCGGCGUUGAGCGACCCCAACGGCGCCGUGGGGAAGCUCAGCGACCUCUACGCGCGCUUGGCCAUCUUGAAGGGCCGGAGCGAGGACUUGUCGUCGCAGUUGGAGUCGUCCAUCACGACCAUGAACGGCGGGCUCAACACGCUCGCGAGCUCCUCGUCUGCUGCCGCGGGCGAAGGCGCCACGCCGACCGAGCAGGCCAUCCUGCUGUUGACCAAGCUCUUGUACAAGCAGCAGAUCGGCCUUGGCUACCUCAACGACGUGGUGCAGCAGGACUUGGCUGCCGUGGACAGGCGCACCAAGUAA
Messenger RNA from Metschnikowia bicuspidata var. bicuspidata NRRL YB-4993, 1683 nucleotides. Its product is annotated as FG-nucleoporin. The transcript has a single exon. Gene Ontology annotation, biological process: NLS-bearing protein import into nucleus; nuclear pore organization; protein localization to nuclear inner membrane. Bases 1 to 1683 code for a protein of 560 amino acids. The record is from RefSeq and is a predicted model, not a curated record. NCBI's taxonomy places the organism in Eukaryota, Fungi, Ascomycota, Pichiomycetes, Serinales, Metschnikowiaceae. Gene Ontology annotation, molecular function: structural constituent of nuclear pore. Gene Ontology annotation, cellular component: nuclear pore; nuclear pore central transport channel.